ACCCACUUUCUUGCCCUUUAAAACUUUGAAUGUUACUCACCAAAUUUUAGUUAGGAUCAUACAACAUGAUGAGUAUCCACUCAAAAAAAUUCUCAAUCUCAAGAACUUUGUACAAUCUCUUAUUGUUAAUGUCCCUUCUUUUUAUUACCCACACAUCAGCACUAUACAACACAAAAAACAAAGGCCACAGAAACAAAAGUGUUGCCAAAUCAGUUCCAAUUGUAGCAGCAACAUCUCCAAUUUCUCCACCUCUAGUGUUUGCAGAUCAAAGGCUUCAAUUAAUAUAUCCAGUGAUCCAAAAAUUCAAGUCCACCAUAACUUUAGAUCCCUUAGGAGUUACAAAAACUUGGGUAGGUUCAGAUAUUUGUAGGUACAAAGGUUUCUAUUGUGACACUCCACCAUACAAUAGUUCAGCCGUUGCCUUAGCCUCAAUUGAUUUCAACGGUUUUCAACUUGUUGCACCUACCCUUGAUGGAUUCAUAGAUCAAUUACCUGAUAUUGCUCUGUUCCAUGCAAAUACCAACAAUUUUAGUGGAACAAUCACACCCCAGAUUUCAAAAUUACCUUAUCUUUAUGAGCUUGAUCUUAGUAACAAUCAAUUAUCAGGUCCAUUUCCUCUGGCUGUUCUAGGAAUGGAAACGUUAACGUUUUUGGACAUUAGGUUCAAUUUGUUCUCUGGGGCAGUUCCACCACAGAUUUUCACACAGAAUCUUCAAGUUUUGUUCAUCAACAACAACAUAUUUAAUCAGAGUUUGCCUGAUAACUUAGGAUCCACUCAUAUUUUGUUGCUAACCUUAGCAAACAACAAGUUCAACGGUCCAAUUCCAACAAGUCUUCCAAAGGCUUUAGCCACACUCACUGAAGUGUUGCUAUUGAACAACCAGCUAACAGGUUGUUUGCCUUAUGAGAUUGGUUACCUUCAAGAGGCAACGGUUUUUGACGUUGGGAAUAACCAAUUGACAGGUCCGUUGCCAUUGUCAUUGAGUUGUCUUGAGAAGGUUGAGGUUCUGAAUUUUGGUGGGAAUUUGUUGUAUGGUAUGGUGCCUGAAGUUGUGUGCGCAAGUUUGAUGGGCAAUUUGGUAAAUUUCUCACUUUCAGAUAACUAUUUCAAUGCUGUGGGACCCAUUUGUAGGGUUUUGAUUGAGAGAGGAGUUCUUGAUGUUACAAAGAAUUGCAUUCCUGAUCUUCCAUUCCAGAGAUCAAUUCUUGAGUGUGCUCAAUUCUUUGCACAACCAAGGAUGUGUCCAUUGAUGUGGUAUCAUAGUUUCAUCCCUUGCAAGCUUCAUUUUCAUAACACUCCACUUUCUUCUAUACCCUAGUUAAUUAGUACUUAGAUUGCAUUUAAUUUCCAUUGCUUCAUCUAAAAUUGUUUGGUAAUGAGACUGUAUAGAAAAAGCAAAAUAUUAUUAAUCAAACGUGCAGGUAUUUUUACAUGAAGUUGAUACUUGAUAAUUAUUAAAUAAUAAUUUAAUCAAAUAUAUCAAAUUAUUUCAGGGUUAUCGACUAUCAACUAUAAAUGAAGAUAAUUUCUUUUUUUAUUUGGUGAUAUGCUUUAGAUAAGAUUUUUAUAUAAUUGGUGGAUUGACUUUUUUUAUUUACAUGAGUAAUUACAUUUAAAUUGAAAAAGAAAACAUUUAUUUCCUUCAAAUUUUGGUCCAUGUGCUGCAAGGCAUGCAUAUAAUGGGUUGCAAUUAUUUGUUUAAUUGCUUUGUUUUGUGUGUAAUGAUGUAUAAUUAUUCCAUCUAAUAAUUUAUCAUAUCAAUGUGUGGCAAGUCAUAAUUACUUCAAAGUCACAUACCUUUCAUAGUUUCAUAUGCCAUAAUCUUCUGCUUUUAUAUGAUUGUUAUUAUUGUUUU
This is a messenger RNA of Arachis stenosperma, 1856 nucleotides long. RefSeq lists its product as uncharacterized. The record is from RefSeq and is a predicted model, not a curated record. Lineage: Eukaryota; Viridiplantae; Streptophyta; Magnoliopsida; Fabales; Fabaceae. Bases 66 to 1319 code for a protein of 417 amino acids. The transcript has a single exon. Gene Ontology annotation, molecular function: protein binding.